Exophiala bonariae is the source of this 2280-nucleotide messenger RNA. RefSeq lists its product as uncharacterized. Gene Ontology annotation, biological process: protein phosphorylation. NCBI's taxonomy places the organism in Eukaryota, Fungi, Ascomycota, Eurotiomycetes, Chaetothyriales, Herpotrichiellaceae. The transcript has 4 exons. The coding region runs from base 1 to 2280 and encodes 759 amino acids. Gene Ontology annotation, molecular function: ATP binding; protein serine/threonine kinase activity. The record is from RefSeq and is a predicted model, not a curated record.
AUGGCUCCCCUCUUCUCGCGGAGCAAAGCCCAUCAGCGGAAACGGGAUGAGCUUGCAAAAGAUAUCGAAAAUAAACUGUUGGUACGCGAGAUCGGACCGGACGGUUACAAAUUCAUACCCAGAUAUGCUGUCGAGGAGGUGUUGACCAGCGAUGCAAUCCAUAAACUGCUCGAGAAACUCGACUGGUACAAACAAGAGAGGGCAGAAAACAUCAUCCGCUACUCGAGGACUAUCAUAGCAAUUCUCCUUCGUGCCGGGUGGAACGAUUGGGGGGAUUUGCCAAAGCUUCUCUCGCCAAAGCUGUCUUUUGAUCCUGCUUACGGAGGCUACUCAGACCAAGAUCUGCCUCUCGACGAUCGCACGAUCGACACUCUCGAAAGAAGUGGAGUUGGCGAAAGAUUUGGCAGGUUCCGUUCAUAUCAGCUGUACUUUGCGCCGAUCCGGAUUGAGGAGGAAACCCACUCAAUGUAUCCGCAAGAACGUCGUUUGCCGUACGUAGAUCGACCGGAAAGGAUUGGCCGCGGCGCUUUUGGAAACGUCUACAAAGUCCGAAUUGCUAAGGGUUAUCGAUUAGAGGCCAAUAAAGUCACACCUAAUCAAAUGGUAAGUCUGGUCGAGGAUUUGUACCACGCUGAUGUCAACCAGGAGUACGAAAUGGCCGUCAAAGUCUACGAGAGCAAGGAUAAGCGCAAUAAAAACUUUGGGGAAGACUUUCAGAGAGAGGAAUCCACCCUCAAGAAGUUCAGAAGAGCGCUUAUCUCCUUUCCCGAAGCAAUAGCGGUGAAUUUUGCAACAUUCGUCCAUGGCGAUGAUCUGAACAUUAUUUCCGAACUGGCUGACAUGGACCUAGCUGACCUUCUAUCCGGUGAAUGUUGUGGCUUCAGCAACUUUGCAAGCAAUCCUCUGAUAUUUAGUCCGCGGCAUUUGGCAUACCAAGCCUGGAAGCUGUUUCGGGCCCUUGCGUGGUUACACAAGGGAGUAGAACUUGGGCCCGGUGUCCAACAGUCAAUUGUUCAUAUGGAUCUAAAGCCCGACAACAUCCUUGUCUUUGGGCCGCUUGGAACUGAGAAGCAUCCCGUAGGCAUCUGGAAACUUGCCGACUUCAACCUUUCAGAGAGCAAUGAUGUAACAGUAGAGCCAGCAACUCCGGCUCCAGGUCCGAUAACGACCCUCGGAGGAUUGAUACGAGAAAGGUCCAACCGUUCAGCACGGCCGGGACGUCCGGGACGUGAAGGUGCCUUCUUGCCGCCGGAGCUGCGCCUUUCGGAUAAUCCACAGGCAGAUCCUAAGACUGAUAUAUGGUCGGCGGGUUGUAUCCUGGCUAUCAUCCUGGCGUUCACUGUGGAAGGGCCUCAGGGCGUCGCAGAGCUCCAGAAACUGCGGGAUGCACGUGACGACUAUUUUUAUGAGCUUGCACACGACAGGACAGCAAUGCCGCAGCGAAAUAUUACCCACUGGUUAAAUAGUUCUCUUGGCUCACAACGAGACGCUUUUUGGAUCAAGCAAUGGCAGGAGCUUAUCGAGUUGAUGCUGAAGAUUGACAGAGAUUCGCGUCCUGCUAUGGAAUCUGCCGCAGCAAGUUUGGCUGGGGCCUACAACCAAAUGAUCGCAGGUUCACGUGGUAGGAGGCGGAUCUGGGAGCAUUUUACCAAUGCAGAGACUGCAGCGAACCCACAACAGGAUCCAUCUCCGCCUGAACUGAUCACAAUGACCCACUCCUUCGAUUCUGGCAUAUCGUCACCAGGCAAAAUGAUAGAAAAUGCACUACUUGGAUCUGCAGAUGAUGCAUGGUGUUUCAUGAGACUGGAAUUCCCGGAGGUUGCUACACACACAAGCAUUUGUCCGUCUGGAAAACGAGCAUGCAUGUGGAACAAGAAAUACAUGGCCCUAUUUGACCUCACGUUGAAAGGCCCGAAUCAGCCGCUCUGGCAGACCGAAAAACGAGGUGUCCGAUCUGGACCAGGGCUUGCUCCAGUCGCUCAAUGGUCGAAUGACGCCUUUGAUCUGUGCAAAGUGCGUAUCGUGGGCAAUUAUAUCGCCCUUCAUCUCCAUGGGCAGACCACUGAUAAGGUUCAGAUUUUUGUGUGGCAAAAAUCGCCCGGAGGAGUCUUAGAACAUCGCAGAACCAUUCGAGAUAUCGAGGAUCUCGACGACCUAUGGGUUUCCGAGCAGGGCAACGUCCUUUUACAAUUCUGCAACCGUAUCCAAGUUCAUGUUCUCGGUGCUGGAGUUUUCAAACAUCAGGGGAAUAAUGCAGUGCUCGCAGCGAUGGCUCUGUAA